Messenger RNA from Oryza brachyantha (malo sina), 3372 nucleotides. Its product is annotated as cyclin-dependent kinase G-1. The record is from RefSeq and is a predicted model, not a curated record. Gene Ontology annotation, biological process: protein phosphorylation; regulation of mitotic cell cycle. Gene Ontology annotation, cellular component: nucleus. Bases 377 to 2458 code for a protein of 693 amino acids. Gene Ontology annotation, molecular function: cyclin-dependent protein serine/threonine kinase activity; ATP binding. The transcript is spliced from 9 exons. NCBI's taxonomy places the organism in Eukaryota, Viridiplantae, Streptophyta, Magnoliopsida, Poales, Poaceae.
CCCGACUUGGCUUCCAGUUCCUCCUCUCCUCACAAUCUCCUCGCGUCGUCGCCGCCGCCGCCCGCAACCCGCGCACUGAUUCGGUUCCUCUCACCCACGGCGGCCGCCGCCGCCGCCCGCAACCGAUAAGCUUCGGCGCGGCGGAAGCGGCAGGCGGAAUUCCACCCCCUUCAACAACCCCCAAUUCGAUUCGAUUCGGUUGCGAGGUUAGGUCCGAUCCCUGAUUCGGUCGGAAUCGCGCCCAAUUUUUCUCUCUCUCUAUAUAUAUACUAGGGUUUGGUCGGUUUCGGUGCGAGGAUCUAUAGCUUUGGCGAAGAAAUUCUCCUGGAAUUUUGCGGGUUCACGUCGGUUGCUAGGGUUUGGGGGCGAGCGAGUCAUGGCUGCGGGUAGCCACGGGGGUUACAGGGGCUACGCGGUGGCGAGGGAGCGGGAGCACGACCUGGGGGUCUCUAGGAGGAGCAAGGAUUACUACCACCACCGCCACCCGAGCCGCCACCGCGACUCGGAACGCCGCCGUGACGGCGGGCGCAGCAGUGGCCGGGAGCUGUUGAAUGGGCACAGUCACCGGCGUUCGCCGCAUCCGCCAUCGAGGAGGUGUUCAUCAGGAGGGAGGACGGAGGACAGGGAGCCCGGGGAGGUCUCGAGCGGGAGUGGUUCAGAGAGGUCCGGGGAGCCCCCACUGAAGACCAGGGAGCUGAGAGAGAAUGGUGUCGCAAGAAUAAGCAAGGAAGACACGAAGACGUCCCCAAGUAAGAAGAGGAAGCAAUCUCCAGUAGUUUGGGAUCGGAAUGGUUUAAAGCUGCAGGCCCGACACCCUGUGGGGGGAGAGGUAGAUGCUGUAGCUUCUGAGAUUGUUAUGCAUCAGUCGCAGUCCUUGCCUGUCACGAGCUCACCAUCCAGCGUAGCAGAUGGACACUCGCCAAUGAUUUUGGAUGUGUCAGUUGAUUCACGCAAGCCACAGGAGCAUGAGAAGAGUAUGAUCGUGGACGAUGAGGAAGAGAAAUACCCAACAAUGAGAAACAUUCUGACCUCAAGAUGGGCAGAUGCUGAUGACGAGGAGGAAAAAGUGGUUGUGCCCAAGAAAAAGAAGAGUGUGUCACCUAUGGACUCGAUUGAACAAAGGUUCACCAAAAAGGUUACAAGCCCCGAGCUUGGAGAGUUGCUGGUACCUAAUUCAGCUGGAAGCUCCUCAAGGUCAUCCGACUCAGGGGUAGUACAGGGUAGUGCAAGCAGGGACCUUGAAGUGGAGAAGGUUGACAACGUGCAUGCUGAGGAGGAGGCUGGUGAUGAUUAUCCUGCCGGCCAUUUGCUGGAUUCUGAUUCUGAAGGUGAUGUGUAUAGGUCUGGAACUCCUGAGUGUACACGGUCACCACGCAGGUGCAUUAACAUGCUUCAGGGUUGUAGGAGUGUUGAUGAGUUUGAAAGGCUCAACACAAUCAAUGAGGGUACGUAUGGAGUUGUAUUCAGGGUGAGGGAUAAGAGAACUGGUGAGAUUGUUGCAUUGAAGAAGGUCAAGAUGGAGAGGGAAAGGGAAGGCUUCCCACUGACCUCUCUCCGGGAAAUAAAUAUCCUACUAUCAUUCCACCAUCCUUCAAUUGUAGAAGUCAAGGAAGUAGUUGUUGGCAGUAGUGACAGAGAUAUUUUCAUGGUUAUGGAGUACAUGGAACAUGAUCUUAAGGGUGUCAUGGAGACAAUGAAACAACCAUAUAGUCAAAGUGAGGUCAAAUGCUUGAUGCUUCAGCUAUUAGAAGGCGUGAAGUAUCUUCAUGACAAUUGGGUGCUUCAUAGGGAUCUGAAGACAUCUAAUCUUCUCUUGAACAACUGCGGUGAGUUGAAAAUUUGUGAUUUUGGGCUCUCUCGUCAAUAUGGCAGCCCGUUAAAGCCUUACACUCAGCUGGUAGUGACUUUGUGGUACAGGGCUCCGGAACUACUUUUAGGAGCGAAGGAGUACUCUACUGCUAUUGAUAUGUGGUCGUUGGGCUGUAUCAUGGCAGAACUCUUAUCAAAGGGGCCAUUGUUCAAUGGGAAAAGUGAGAUAGAUCAACUUGAUAAGAUAUUUAAAACACUUGGCACACCUGAUGAGAAUAUAUGGCCUGGUUAUUCUAAAUUGCCUGGUGCCACUGCUGUCAAAUUUGGCAAACAAACGCACAAUAGAUUAAGAGACAAGUUUCGAGCUGUAUCCUUCACUGGUGGGCCGAUGUUGUCAGAAGCUGGAUUCGAUCUGCUAAAUAGAUUACUGGCGUACGACCCUGAAAAGCGUAUAUCAGCAGAUGAUGCCUUGAAUCAUGAAUGGUUUCGUGAGCUGCCUCUGCCUAGAUCAAAGGAUUUCAUGCCAACAUUUCCUGCUCUAAAUGAGCAAGACAGGCGCUUCAAAAAACAUAUAAAGAGCCCUGAUCCUCUGGAAGAACAGCGGAUGAAAGAACAGGGGAACAAUGGAGAUCGUGGCCUUUUUGGCUGAGCUUGAACCAUUAAUUUAGGUCUGCUGUGGAUGCCAAUUUUUCCAUGCGGAAUCAAUGGAAGUGCAUAUCUUCCAAGGUGAGAUGUCCACUGGAAUGAAGUACCUCUUCUUGGUGGCUGUGACAACUGAAUGGUGUUGUUUAGCAGGCAUGGGUGCAUUUUGAAGGGGAAUAACAUGUCUCCUUAUGUUCCAUGCUAGCCAUUAUAUCAUUGCAGGGUUGCUGGGUUAGCUCUUUCUCAAACUUCUGGUCACAAUCUAAUCCACCAAUCUAAUACCUGCAUAUAAGGUGUGCAGAUCUAAUCACCUGCAGGAUCUGGCCUAUUAAAUUUCUAUCUGGUGCACCGGUUUGCUUCUGAAACUUCUGAUUGUAAAGUUCCUUAGAUUGAUAAUGUGUAAACAAUGAUCAACAAGAUCUUCUCUUGUUUCUUCUGUGCAUUUAGCACAUUUUCUUUUGAUCUUUGCAUUUUGUUUGCAAGAGAUGGAUGGAGCAAAGAGGGAGGGUGCAUUUUACUUUUUGACGAGGAAACUGGGUACAUUGUAAUUGUAAGCUUAAGCUGUGGCUAUACCGAGACAGGAAGCUUGUGGAAGGCCUCGAGUCUUCAUCUGUUACUGUUGUGAAUUAUAGUGCAACAAUGGACCAUACUCAGAGGUGCGGAGGCAGCAAGGUUUCUGUCUCCGUCUGGCGUCUGUGACCAUUUUUGUAGGAGCGGAGCUCAGGGACUAUACUUGUUUCCGAUGCUGCACUGUAGCUUCUGGCAUUUUCCAUUUUGGCAGAACAUGAGGAAAGGUUGCAUGAUGCCGGAGCGUGAGCGUCUACUUUGUUGUAAUAAUGAUUGGUCGUCUGUAUCACUGUAUGGCUGUAGCUAGUAGAAGAUAAAUCAUCGAUGGCUAAUGUUCUGUCUGAAUUAACAUCA